Metarhizium robertsii ARSEF 23 is the source of this 783-nucleotide messenger RNA. RefSeq names its product FMN-binding split barrel. The record is from RefSeq and is a predicted model, not a curated record. Lineage: Eukaryota; Fungi; Ascomycota; Sordariomycetes; Hypocreales; Clavicipitaceae. The transcript has 2 exons. Bases 1 to 783 code for a protein of 260 amino acids.
AUGGGUCGCUAUGAGCUCGAGUAUCCCAAGGACGCAACAAAUCUUGUCAACAGAAAGGGCGACCGAGGUAUCUAUGCUCUCGAAAAGAUCCACUCUCUCAUCAACUCCAGCCAACUCAUCCAUGUCUCAUUCAACGUCCCCAAUUCUCCUUUCCCAGUCACCCUCCCCAUGAUCGGCCAGAUGGGCUCUUUUGACCGGCCGUCCGCCGAUCUAGGUGAUCCUCUGGAUCUCUACAUCCAUGGCUACGUCUCCUCGCGCCUCUUCAACCUUGGCCGCGGUGCUGGCGAAGACGGCAUGCCCGUCUCUUGUGCAGUCUCCCACGUCGACGGUCUCAUCCUCGCUCUCUCCGCUUUCAACCACAGCUAUAACUACCGCUCUGCUCUACUCUUCGGCCACGCCAGUCUUGUCGAGGACCAGGAGGAGAAGCUGUACGCUAUGGAGCUCAUCACCAAUUCUGUCGUGCCGGAUCGCUGGAAGAACAGCCGUUUGCCGCCGACGAAUGCCGAAAUGCAGAGUACGAGCAUCCUCAAAGUGAAGAUUGCUUCGGGGAGUGCCAAGUACCGCGAUGGUGGCGUCUCGGACGACAAGCAUGAUUUGGAGAACGAGGAUGCGUUGAAUACAGUGUGGACGGGUGUGGUGCCGAUUUAUUCGACCAUGGGCGAACCGAUUCCUGGCCCGUACAACCGGGUGGACUUGCCACCGUAUGCAAGGGAAUUCUUUGAUGAAUUUAGCGCGGAAAAUAAGAAGCAGAGCUUGGACGCGGCAAAUACAAAGACCGGGUAG